UUCUCUCUGGAGCAAGUUUCAUUUCAUGCUGACCAAAACUCCUGCUGGAUCGUAAUAAAAGAUGGAGUUUACGAUAUGACUGACUUUGUUGGGGAGGUAAGAAAUGUUUAGAAGUUCUACCAGCAGCAGCUACAUCCUAUUCGCGACAACGAUCUUUAGGCCAACAAUGCUGCGUUAAAAGUUGAUACUGUGGAGAAUAGGUGCACAGACUCGCACCGGAUCCCGGAAUCCGAGAAGGUUUUGCCUCAAGUGGGAUCCGGAAUCCAUCACAUUUUGCUGUGGAAUUCGGAAACCUGGGCUUGGAAUUCGGAAUACAGCUCAAGGAAUCCGGAAUCCCACUAAUGAUUGGAAUCCGGAAUCCGAGUUCCACUUAAAAAAUCCGGAAUCUAGUACCUAAAUCCGGAAUCCACGGCGUGGAAUUUAGAAUCCAAAUUGUCUUGGAUUCAACAGACGAUUUUCUGUACAAUUUUUGCGUUGCAAGUUUUUAGAGUUUUUGAACAGGCUUCACGUAAGUUGAAACACCAAAUCACGAAUUCUGCUCAAGUGUAUCCGAAUAACAUACCUGUCAUCAAUUUUCUGCACAACGCCUAUUCGGAACCUCAUUUGCUUCGUUAAUUGCACUCAAACUGAUCGUCCCGCGAAGAGUGUCUGAUGCCAAAUUAACGUCUUUUUCAUGUGCAUGUGUUGCCCUGAAAAUCGUCGAUGCGGAUCUUUUAAUUUUGUGUAACAUUUACCGUUAGUUUGCAUGGUUGGUAGUGGUUCGUGUGGUUAACGUUAUUGAAAUUCAGUGGGGAUUGUCGAUGUUGUCUUAAGCAAGCUAAAUUCCAGUGAUUGUAACAGCGAUUUUUAUCACCAGGCUAACAAAAUACAGUUGAACUUGUCUACAACGGCCACCUUGGGAUAGAAGAAAGUGGUCUGUGUAGAGAGGUGGCCGUUGUACACAGUAAUUUCAAGGAGUUAUACUAACGCCUCUAUUGGGAUUAAUUCAACUCCUUACAGUGGAGUUUUUUUGGGGGGGAGUUAUUUUAACUACAAAAAGGAGUUUAAAGAACUCUUUUUCAGGAGUAAAAAUCACCCCAGAUAUUAAGACAACCCCUAAAAAGGAGUUAUCCCGUACCUAAAAUUUUUUCUUCAUUAUCAGAGUUAACGUAACUCCAAAAAGAGUAAAAACAGCCCAUGUAAGGAGUGAAAAUAACCCCAUUUUCGGAGUUAUUUAAUCUCCAGACUGGGAGUUAAAAGAACUCUUUUUCAGGAGUAAAAACGACCCCAAAUUUGGGGUUAAAUUAGGAGUUAACGUAAUCCCCAAAAAGGGGUUAUCCUGUACCUAAAAUUUUUACUCCAUUUUUGGAGUUAUAAUAUCUCCCUAAAUAUUUCUGUGUAGAGAGGUUGAAACAAGAGUGAAUGUAUAGACUUUCUGCCUCAUCUUCUGGGAGCGAGGUUGUCAAGCCUUUUAAGGCUUGAAAGUCGUUUUUUUUUUUAUUUUUCGGGGCUUUAGCAGUUCCCUGGCUGGUAUCUGGUCCUUGUUUGUAGCACUCUUUCGUCUUAAAAAAUGAUGAUGAUGAUGAUGUUGUGAAAAUAGCUCAGCAUUUUAGUAUCUCUAUUUCAGCAUCCUGGUGGCAGAGAGAUCAUGCUAGAACACGCAGGUGAGUAAGUCACCAGUUCUCACAUGACGGAUUAUUUCUCUAUAAAACGUUACAUGCAUUGGAAAGUUUUACGUUGUAGUCGUGCAGUAACGGCGAUGAAAUGGACAAAAAGGGUCAUGUUCGUGCGGGGUUGUUAUUAAACUUGUGGCUUUUUUGCCUUCCCUCUUGCCCUGGCCGUUGUGGUGGCUCGAACGGCACUUAAACUCCCGAACGUCUGCAUUGGAGAACAGAGCUAUGCGAUACAUCCGGAAACUUUGCGUCCCAUUUCAUUCUUUUUUAGAAGAAAAUCUGAACUACUCCUACCACACGAAGGGGGCCCCUUUCAAGUUAAGUCAAGUUAGUAUGGGUAAUAGCAUAAUUUAUAGUGAUAUUUUGCAUAAAUACCACGAGUGAUACUUCGAAAUUGUUAUACGUAAUUUGCCAAACAUCACGUACAAAUCAUGCUAUUAUUUGUUUACACUACUACCCGCAAAAGGUUUGAAAUUUUCACAUAUAGGUAUUUCAAAUUAAGCUGAAAUCCCACUGCUCUAAGCAAAUCAAAUUGCAGAAAUUUCUGAUGUAGUAGUAUAAAGUAAGGAAAGCAAAAGUGUCGAGUUGGCAAUUUCGCUGCGGAUCUCUUCAAAGGCUCACUAGGCCUAACUUCAGUUCUUUUCUUUUUUUGUUUUUUUAUUCGGGGAAGAAUGACCGCAUGGUCUCAGUUUAAACUUGCUCACUUUGCACGUGAUCCAUUUUCUCCUCCUGUUUUAAUUUUAGUGUUCAUUGAGUUAAACCUUAACUAAUUUCUUAGUGGACAUAACUUUUCUCAAGGUUUAGAUGCGACCACGGUGUUCCAAGACAUCGGUCACUCAGCAGAAGCCUUAAAGAUUCUCGCAAAGUACUAUAUUGGCGAGCUGAGAGAGGUGAGACGCUGA
Molecule: messenger RNA, 2554 nt
Organism: Porites lobata
Lineage: Eukaryota; Metazoa; Cnidaria; Anthozoa; Scleractinia; Poritidae
Source: the annotation of a GenBank genome assembly